ACCGCGUGCUCGGCGUCCCGGCUGCGGAGCAUCCGGCUGCCCGCAUGGACGCGGUGCUGAAGCGGAGCCGCUCUGAGGAGCCGACCGAGCUACCGCCGCCCGCCGGGGACGUGGAGGAGGCGGAGGCCGAGGCGGAGGAGGACGGGAUGGAGCAGGGGCUGGAGGAGGAGGAAGAGGUGGACCCCCGCAUCCAGGGAGAACUGGAGAAGUUAAAUCAAUCCACGGAUGAUAUCAACAGACGGGAGACUGAACUUGAGGAUGCACGUCAGAAGUUCCGCUCUGUCCUGGUUGAGGCGACGGUGAAACUGGAUGAGCUGGUGAAGAAAAUUGGCAAAGCCGUGGAAGACUCGAAGCCCUAUUGGGAGGCACGCAGGGUGGCGAGGCAGGCUCAGCUGGAGGCUCAGAAAGCCACGCAAGACUUCCAGAGGGCCACUGAGGUGCUCCGUGCCGCCAAGGAGACCAUCUCCCUGGCUGAGCAGCGGCUGUUGGAGGAUGACAAGCGGCAGUUUGACUCUGCCUGGCAGGAGAUGCUGAACCACGCCACUCAGAGGGUUAUGGAGGCCGAGCAGACCAAGACGAGGAGUGAGCUGGUACACAAGGAGACAGCAGCCAGGUACAAUGCUGCCAUGGGCCGCAUGCGCCAGCUAGAGAAGAAACUCAAACGAGCCAUCAACAAGUCCAAGCCUUAUUUUGAACUCAAGGCAAAGUACUACAUACAGCUCGAGCAACUGAAGAAGACAGUGGAUGACCUCCAGGCCAAGCUGGCCCUGGCCAAAGGCGAGUACAAGGCAGCCCUGAAGAGCCUGGAGAGGAUCUCAGAUGAGAUCCAUGAGCGGCGGCGCUCCAGUGCCAUGGGACCCCGGGGCUGUGGUGUGGGGGCUGAAGGCAGCGGCCUAUCUGUGGAGGACCUGUCAGGAAGCAAACCUGAGCUGGACGCUGUUUCUGUGGCCUCAGAGGCCUUUGAAGAUGACAACUGCAGCACCUUUGUAUCUGAAGAUGACUCAGAGACCCAGUCUCUGUCCAGCUUUAGUUCAGGACCAACAAGUCCAUCUGAAAUACCUGACCAGUUCCCAGCAGUGGCAAGGCCCGGCAGUCUGGAUCUGCCCAGUCCUGUAUCCCUGUCAGAGUUUGGGAUGAUGUUCCCAGUGUUGGGCCCUCGAAGUGAAUGCAGUGGGGCCUCCUCCCCCGAAUGCGAGGUAGAACGAGGUGACAGGGCAGAAGGGGCCGAGAAUAAAACAAGUGACAAAGCCAACAACAAUCGUGUUCUCAGCAACAGCAGUGGCAGCGGCAGGGGCAAGAGCCAAAGCAGCACGUCCCUCGAGGGCCAGGCCUUGGAAACCCGGAUGAAGCAGCUCUCCCUCCAGUGCUCAAAAGGAAGAGACCCAAUUAUUGCUGACAUAAAAAUGGUGCAGAUUGGCUGAUCUACUCAGGCUGUGGCCCAUGUACAAAUCAUAUUUCUACAUGAAACUCGAACAUUGUGCCAAUAACCAUUUAACAUAUGCCAAAUCUUAUGCAUUUACUCUAAACUGCACUAACUAGGUUUCAGUGACCUUGAGGGCUGAAGAAUUUCCCUCUGGUAAGAGCUCUUGGGCUCGUGUGUUUUCAGGGCAGAGCCACCGUAGGUGGACUGUGAUCAGGGUCACAGCCUUUGCAGAACAUUCCCUGUAGUGGCGACGUGGAAGCAGUAACUAGUUCCUGUGAGAGAACCCGAGCCAGGAAGAGGGCUGAAUCUUAGCUACACUGGGGGCCCAGCCUACUCUAUCCCUUUUCUUCCUUGUCUGUUUAGGGAAAUGUGUUCUCCGUCAUAUCCCAGGGCCUCUAAAUAUUUUUAAAACGCACAAAAACUCAAGUAUUCAGAUCAUAUUGUUUUGCCCUAAUGAAGGCUUAAAAACAAAGCCAAGAACACAGUUCAUUUUCAUCACCUCUGGUGCUCGGAGGGGGCUUUUAAAAAAGCAUGUGUGCUGGGACACCUAUUAAAACCAUUUCCUUGGAAGGCUACCACAAACUGCACUUUUUGGGGUGGGAAAGGUGAAUGCCAAUGUGGGGACGGGGAGUGCGGGUACAGGGGCAUAGCUUAGAGGGGACUUGUGUCUGUGGGAGAAGGUUCUAUAGCCUAACUUCACCCUCCCAGCCAUGGGGAUUUAUUCUAAGUAAGUGCAUGUGAAGAAUGGUUACCAUGGUGUUAAUUUCUCUGUAGGCUGUAACUUCUACAACUGAAAUUAUUUAAGGUUUAUGCUGCACCUAGUAUUCCUUAGAGGAAACUGUCCUCAAAGCUAGGAAAGGGAGUAGGCAUGUAUUGGCAAAGGUUGUUAAAUAGAAGCAAUGGAAUCUGUUAUGCUAAUAGUGUGUAGACUGCUUAAUGUUUUUAUGGUUAUGCAUAUUUAGAGCACUGUAUUUCGUCCUAUUGUAUUUAGCUUUUCUUUAAAGUUGUCUGUUAAUUCUGUCUGCCACUGCUUGUAUAUUUUAGCCAUGUGUAUCUCUUCAUACUGUGGUGGUUUCCCCUUUUUUACUGACUGAGACAGCAUCCUAAUUACAAGGUUAUUUUGUACUUGUCUUAAUACCUUGAGUGUAAUAAACUGCUUAAGCAAAUUUUGACUUCCAAAAAGAAA
This is a messenger RNA of Nannospalax galili (Upper Galilee mountains blind mole rat), 2609 nucleotides long. RefSeq names its product SH3 domain binding protein 5 (gene Sh3bp5). Gene Ontology annotation, biological process: negative regulation of protein tyrosine kinase activity; intracellular signal transduction. Lineage: Eukaryota; Metazoa; Chordata; Mammalia; Rodentia; Spalacidae. The record is from RefSeq and is a predicted model, not a curated record. Gene Ontology annotation, molecular function: protein kinase inhibitor activity. The coding region runs from base 45 to 1421 and encodes 458 amino acids. Gene Ontology annotation, cellular component: cytoplasm. The transcript is spliced from 9 exons.